AUGAGAUGUCCGGUUGGCCUAUUGCAGGCAACAGGAAGGGUUGCAAAUGGUGUCCGUAUCCUUGGCUCUAAGGGCGUGGAGCACCUCAUCUCCCAGGGCGAAGAAGAGGUUAGGAAGCGUAUUCAUAUGCUUGAUGAAUAUAAUAAAGCUCUAGUCGAGCAUGUAAAGGCACAGAUGCCUUCUUCUUCGCCUUUGACCAUGGCGACUAUGGCGCAAGAAGUGGUCCGCAGACCAACACCCAUACAAAUGGAAGUCGAUAAGUUCGACGGCAAAGAAGGUGAUAGCCUUAUGCUGUGGUUCCGACAGGUUGAUUUGGCUUUGACUAUAGCCGACAUCAGCUAUGAACUGUACCGUGUUGGCUUUUCCACGGUCAAGUUAGAUGGUUUAGCCAAACUGUGGGCAUUCACAUGCGACCCUCUGCCUGAGGCAGUGACCGUCACGGUCUUCAUGGAGGGCCUCCGAGUUGGCGUUGCCAGAAUGGAAGUCUUCCGGGUAAAUACGUCCUCAUUUGAGGAAGCUGUUGGAGUGGCAUGGAAUGCCGAGACCAACUUUGACAUCGAGUUGACGACGCUGUGCAGCGUCAAGAGGGUUGGUUGCCUCUUCUUCAGUACCCUCUCGUUAGGGAAGCGGGGGCGCUUGGCGCGAUGCGGCUGUCUGCUUUGGAAGAGAAGACACAGAAUGGGAUCGAUAUCCCUCGCUGGUGAACGUGAUGAUCUUGGGUUACCUUGA
Messenger RNA from Peronospora belbahrii, 729 nucleotides. NCBI's taxonomy places the organism in Eukaryota, Oomycota, Peronosporomycetes, Peronosporales, Peronosporaceae. The record is from the annotation of a GenBank genome assembly.